Molecule: messenger RNA, 313 nt
Organism: Staurois parvus
Lineage: Eukaryota; Metazoa; Chordata; Amphibia; Anura; Ranidae
Source: the annotation of a GenBank genome assembly
CCCUUGACCUCUGUGUGACCAGUGCUGAUUGGCCCUGUGCUGAUCACAUGCAUCUUCCCAAGAAAAAAAAAAAAACCUCUCUAGCAAUACACACCAAACUGAGCAUGUGCAAAUUGUCUCCACAUGAUAUGUCUUAUCAGGAGAUAAGUGGGAGACACUGGAAGAAGGGGAGGAUCAGAGAAGUCAGGAUCAAACAGCGUUUUUACACAAUGCAGAGGAUUAACCCCUUAUGUUCCACUCACUUAGUGAGUAUAACAAGCAUGCUUUACUGCAUAUACAGACUGAUUUCACUGUUGUGGGUUUAGUAACACUU